This is a messenger RNA of Epinephelus fuscoguttatus (brown-marbled grouper), 1449 nucleotides long. RefSeq names its product high affinity immunoglobulin epsilon receptor subunit beta-like. Bases 116 to 874 code for a protein of 252 amino acids. Lineage: Eukaryota; Metazoa; Chordata; Actinopteri; Perciformes; Serranidae. The record is from RefSeq and is a predicted model, not a curated record. The transcript is spliced from 7 exons. Gene Ontology annotation, cellular component: membrane.
AUCUCCUUCCCCUUCUGAAAACAACUGCACAACAACUGGUUGGUGAGGUGGAGUACAAGUACAGGCGUUUAGGUUUUCUUUUGUACUCCAACAAACACAAACAGGAGCAGGCAGGAUGUCUGUGACCGUGACAAAGGCUCAUGGGGUCUCUGUGUACACUGUGACCUCUGACCCCCAAAGUCCUUGUCCUCCACUAUGCCAAAUCGUCAAAGGCCUCUGUUACAGCCCCGUGUGCUGCUCUGUGUCUCAGCGCCUGAGGAAGGUCCAGGGAUCCUCUCAGUCAAUACUCGGGGCUCUGCACAUCGUGGUUGGGUUGCUCAACAUCGGCUUCGGAGUGAUCCUCUUGAGCAGUCACGGUGGCUCUUGGUGGUCAAUGGGUGACGAAGCAUUUCCUUUCUGGCUCGGAGCACUGUUUGUGUUGUUUGGCAUCAUCAGCAUUGUGUCUGAGAAGUGCCCCAGUCCAUGUCUGGUCAUCAUCAAUGUGAUCCUGAAUCUAGCAGGAGUUGGUUUUGCCAUUGCAUCCAUCGUACUCUACGGCAUCAAUAUAGCAGUCGUAUGGGUGUGGGUGGAGUGUGACAACAAUUAUAAUUAUGACUACUAUUCACGCCACCGACCCACUGCAACUCCAUCUCCCGGGGAGGAGAACUUGAAGGAGAAUUGCUUAAAAGGCGAAGAAAUGGUUCUGAUGCUCCUGACAAGCAUCAAUGCGGUGCUGAUCGUCCUGUCAGCCCUGGAGCUCUGCCUCGUCAUCAGCUCUGCCGUCAUGGGCAUCAAGGCUCUGAGGAGCAGCGAGAAGGAAGAAGACAAGGAGAUCGCUGACCCAGAACACUACAAACCGCUGCUGGUUGAAGUCACCAGUACCCCUGUAGCCUAAAUAAAAAUUUUCUUUGUGCAGUCAGUUAGCAGGAACUAUAAUCCUGUUCCUUUAUACCAUAGAGUCUGUGUACUGUAACAUGAAUGAUUCACAUACAGUAUGUUCAGCUGUUACAAUUUCUGCCUGACUCCUGGGUCCUUUUCUGCAAGGGUUGCUUAAAAAUAUUUGCACUUAUAAUCUGCACUUUUUUUGUUUAUGCUGCUGUCCAUUCUACUCUCUUGAUGUUUUUUCAAACUGUUCCCACUGAUAAGGAUUUUAUAUUGAUUAUUGUGCCUUAUGGUCAGUAUGUUUAUGGGUAAAAGUGAGGUUCAUGCACGUGUGUGUGAUGGACACACACUGAUGGGGUUUGUGUUUGUUAUUUUACAACAUUAAGCCAUGUUAAAUAUACUUUGGUGUUUGUAUUUCUGUGCUUUAUAUCAGACUUUAAAGUGUAACUAAGAAAUUGAAUCAGUUGUGCUCUUUGUGUGCAAAUCGGAACGAUAAGUAUAGAGAGAAGUGUGAGGUGAAAAUUGUAUCGUCUUUUCCUAAAUGAUGUUUCUGACCAAAUGAGAGUUAAAUAAAGUGAUUAAAGCCUG